Dentiscutata heterogama is the source of this 738-nucleotide messenger RNA. The record is from the annotation of a GenBank genome assembly. Lineage: Eukaryota; Fungi; Glomeromycota; Glomeromycetes; Diversisporales; Gigasporaceae.
AUGGAUCAUCUUUUCGAUACUGAUAAUGAUGAUCGGAAUCAUGAUCAAGAAGGUCAAGGAAACGGUUUCCAACAACAAAUACAUCAACUGCUACGUUUAGUAGCAGGCACGCUUCCACAAGCCAUUGAAAAUAACCAAAUACAGGAAACGAACGUGGUGACCAUCCCUACGUUUUCAGGAGGAAAUCAAGACCCAGUAGCAUGGCUUGAAGUGGUGGGCUGUGCUUUCGAGGCUAACAACAUCCAGGGAGAUAGACGAAUUGCAGUUGUAGGAGCAUAUCUUACGGGGAUGGCAGCAAUACGCCAAAAGGUUGAAGAGACAGUUGAUCAAUAUGCAGCGAAAAUGGUGGCCUUGUUUAGGCGAGUAACGGUGGGUGGCAAUCAUUAUCCUGAAGCAAUGAAGGCACAAAUUUUUGUGCAGAGAUUACGACCUGACCUAGCACUGGCACGAACUGACCCUCCUAGAAACAUGACAAUACACAAUCCAACACCUUUUAUGAAUCCAGUAGCCUCUUACCUCCAACAAUCAUCUAACUUAAUAGCUCAACCCACUAUUCCAGACCCUGUCGGAGAACUGAUAAAGAAAUUAACUUUUUUAAUGGAAGAAUUAGUAGUGUCGUUAAAAAAAGUAAUUCCAGAGGAAAUCAACAACAAAAUCGGAAUAAUGCGCCAUUCCGUGGAAAUCGUGCACAGAUUACGUGUUUCGCCUGUAGACAGCUGGGACAUAUUGCCUCUGAAU